AUGUUUCUCCACUUCAACUGGAGGACACUCCCAGCCACUUUCGCUUUCCUGAGCCUAGUCAAUCUACUCUUUGCAAUAUGGCGUUUGAAGCUCGAUUGGGCCCAAGCUCUACAAUCAUCCCGUGAGAUUUCAACCUUCUCUUACCGCGGACAUGAUUAUCCUAGGGCCAUCCCUUCAGCCGAUUCCCUCCAAUCAGUGUUAUUGACCGUUGAGGAGUCCAGACAUUAUCCAGUUGCUGGAUAUGAAUCGGACCCGCAGUGGGAAGCCUUAGGGGGAAAACCUUGGGGCUAUGUACGCUUGAAAACAGACGGAAAUCACACACAAUUCCACGACACCAACAAGCUGUCUGGGAAGCGAAGGAUGUUCGUUGUCACCAUGUUCCACGAACUACACUGCUUGCGGCUUCUUAACCUUGCCUUUGACGAGAGCAACGCCGUAGGUGAAGGUCACAUUACGCACUGCUUGAAUUACCUCAGGCAGAUGGCGCUUUGCGAUUCGGAUUUGACGCUUGAGUCCCACAAUUGGGAAGAGCGGUACGGCGGCGGAGGCGGUGAUCGUCAAGGAGCAACCCAUGUUUGUCGAGAUUGGACGCAGGUUGUCGAUUUUGUCGAAGACAACUGGAAUGAAUGGGAACACGAAAAGAAUAUGUAG
Marasmius oreades (fairy-ring Marasmius) is the source of this 651-nucleotide messenger RNA. RefSeq lists its product as uncharacterized. Gene Ontology annotation, biological process: mycotoxin biosynthetic process. NCBI's taxonomy places the organism in Eukaryota, Fungi, Basidiomycota, Agaricomycetes, Agaricales, Marasmiaceae. Bases 1 to 651 code for a protein of 216 amino acids. The record is from RefSeq and is a predicted model, not a curated record. The transcript has 2 exons.